This is a messenger RNA of Penicillium angulare, 2850 nucleotides long. RefSeq names its product putative PHD finger and SET domain protein. The record is from RefSeq and is a predicted model, not a curated record. Gene Ontology annotation, molecular function: protein binding. Bases 1 to 2850 code for a protein of 949 amino acids. The transcript has a single exon. Lineage: Eukaryota; Fungi; Ascomycota; Eurotiomycetes; Eurotiales; Aspergillaceae.
AUGACAGAUACCUCCUCCCUCGCCAUCACGCACGCCACCACGGAUCCGUAUCCGGUCCCCGCUCCUCUGGGUUCUCCCGCCAACGGUGCACUUUCUGAUUCGGGUGCGCCCGAUGAAGAAGAGCCGUACACCAUCAAAUGUAUCUGUCAGUUUGACGAAGAUGAUGGCAGCACGGUUUUUUGCGAACGCUGUGAGACGUGGCAACACAUUGUCUGUUACUAUCCAGAUAAACGGGUACCAGACGUGCACAACUGCAUCGAAUGUGAGCCUCGCCAGUUGGACAGCCGUCGCGCUGCCGACCGACAGCGCCAAAGGCGGGUUCGAGAACGGAGCGAGGACGGUGACCGACGGAAACGAUCUAGUGCAAAGGCGCCCAAGAAAAAACCCAAGGAUGGUGAAGUGAACGGAUUUGGUCAUCAGCGCAGCGAGUCUGGACUACGUGAUCAACCUCCCGCGAAGAAGACGAAGACUGCCCAUCGAUCAUCUGCUUCUAUAAGUGCACUCUCAGGGGCUCCUAAUCUUCCCACAGAGCCUCGUAAACGACGUUCUUCCACAUCUAUUGCACCGAGCCCUACAAAACCCUCUGUUCCCUCUAUACCCCUAUAUUCGAACGAGUUCAUGCAUCUCUAUGAUCGCGACGAAGAGCAUGCCGAGAUGGACAGUAAUCUGUUCGUCAAUGUAAGCCUAGUGGGGGAGUCGGCUUCGUGGGUCAAGAACCCAGAUGCCUUGGCCAAAGUCACAAAUGGGCGCCGGGCCGCAGCGGAUACAUUCAAUUGGUCUGAUGCUGCUCUCGAUCGCUCUCGUUGGCCUUCCCUCAUGACCGACACCAUAACCGACCCGAAUGUCGAGAUUGGUGGCCGACAUCCCACAUGGAAAGUUGUGAAAACUCAAGAUUCAGUACAGAAGGACGAAAUCGUUGGGGAAAUCACAGGCAAAGUUGGAGUUUUCGACGACUACUGCCUUGAUCCUAACAAUCGGUGGUCCGAACUACGCCACCCUGAACCGUUCGUCUUCUUCAGUUCACACUUACCACUAUACAUCGAUAGUCGACAUGAAGGUAGUAGUAUGCUUCGCUAUACUCGCCGCUCCUGUCGCCCGAACGUUACUAUGAAAAUAUUCAUCACUAAUGAUGUUGAGUACCAUUUUUGCUUCGUUGCAAAGGAAAAUAUUCCCGCUGGCUCGGAAAUUACUAUCAUGUGGUACUUAGAUGCUCAACUGUCUGGCUCAUCUAAUGGUCUUGUCAAACAAGAAGCUGGUGAUGUUGCGACGGAUGCUGCAGCCACGUUUAUUAGCAACACUUUGUCCAAUUUUGGUGGCUGUGCAUGUGAAUACCCUCAAAACUGCCUUCUUGCCAAUAUCGACCGCCGAUGGCACCCACAAUUGUCUGAUUCCGCCUCAAAGCAAAACAACGGCAAACGAAAGAAGGCCAAGAUCAAGUCUGGUACAUCUCCGCUCGAUUCCGGCAAUGCCUCCGUCAGUCGUGCUGGUAGCGAAACCACGAAGCAUCCCGAGGAUGAUGACGCUGCCGCUGACAGUCGCUCUACGUCUGGCUCUGUGCGUGGACAGCCACUUAGUCGCGACCUAAGCCCGACUGCGUCAACUACAGGUAUCUCUGGCCUCGAAUUAUCGAGCCGCGAACGACGAAAGAUUGCGGAUGCCGAAAAACAAUUUCAGGCACUAGAACACGAUCAUAAAGGGCCAAGGAAAAAGAAACGCACCAGUGGUCCUUCAGUACAAUCUCCCGCUGCUGUUACAAGCUCAACAUCAACACAGACUGGAUAUUUUGGACGUGCUUCUGGUAAAAUGCUGCAUAUUGACACCGCAGCCAGCCAGUCUCGGUCACCAACUACCGCUCUCUCCCCAGGCUCCUUGCCUCCCGGGCGAUAUCCCUCGCCACGCAAGACAUCUGGAUCUAAUACGCCAUUCCGCUCCCCUUUUAACCGUCCUGCUUAUGUGGAUGCGUCCGUUCAGGUUGAUAUGGAUGCUGUUGAACGGUCGUCAAGCAACGAGUCUCCUUUUCGGCAGCGUGUCAAUUUUGUGCCCUUGACGGUGCGACUUUUGAAACGCUUCAGCAUGGAUCGGUUACGGGCUGAAGAAACUGUCCGCCAACAAUUGUCGUCAGCUGGUUCUGAUAGCGUGGCACCGGCAGAUUCUUCGUCUCCUUUAAUUCAGUCACCAAUUGCCGCGGGUCGAAAUCAGGUUGAUAUCUCGAUGCUGGGCGCGGAUACUCCCAAGGCUGCUCCUGUAGCUACCGCUGCUUCUGCAGAUGUGGAAAUGCAGGAUGCUCCUGAAAGUUCAGAGUUCAGACAUCCUUUUACCGAACGGGACCCGAGUGGACCACUAAUUUCUCCACCAUGGCCAUCUACUGCCGCCCACAACAUCCGCCUUGCGGGGUCAACUUCUUUCAAUCGCGCGAACCUCCGUGUUUCCAUGCCUCCUCCUAGUGCUCCCCCCACCAUUCCUGUCGCAGUCAGCCCUGGGUCUGUAUCCACCGCAAGUCUUGCUUCUCCUUCCACCGUUGAUGCAACCUCGCCACAAUCUGUACAAACACCCGUGGCAGCCACACCAACCCCGGCCAAGAAGAAACUGAGUCUUGGUGAUUACCUGAGUCGUCGAGGUACUUUGACAACCCCAACCUCGGAGAAAACCCAAGCCCAAGCCAAUGCCAGCUCUUCCGCUCAGAAGUCUCCCACUACGCCGGGAUUAGGGCCCGCGGCAAAUCCGGACGAAGCACCGACUCCAACCAAGUCUUCAUCGGACAAAAACUCUGAUCCCUUAGAGUCCCAUGAUGUUGCGAUGAAAGAUUCCUCCGACUCCACACAGCCUCAUAUACCCUCCAUAUCCUCGUGA